AACAGUUCGCUCAUUGCUAGAAAACUGAACACUCGUUGGUUUUGUAGACAGAACGAGACAAUACAAUUGAUUUCUAAACAAUUUCUUAUUAUUAUUGCAAUUUUAUAUCAAUUUUGAGGUUAUAAUUUGUAAACGCAAAGCGCGGGAAGAGUCUCAGUCAUAAAGUAUUUGUUUAUUUUUUUCUAAGACAAAGGCAUUGUGUUGUACAGUUCGGUGUUUACAGUGAAACGUGCUUCAAUUCAAAAGUUACAAUGCCUUCUGAAGUAAUCUCGGAGAAGUCCCUCCAGAGGGAGCUAGCUGACUCCAUCAUUCGUAUGGUACCUCUUGACGAAAUACGAAUACUACUGGCUUGUGGGGCUAAGGUAAACGAGCCAGUUACUCAAGGACUCCGGCCGCUGCAUUACGCCAUCUGGCAGCGAUACCUGGAGGCCACCAGGCUGUUACUGGUCAGGGGGUGUGACGUCAACGCCAGGGAUGACUGUGGGUAUAGCGCUCUCCAUCUGUCUGCUGAACACGGUUACACAGAACUGGUCAAGUUGCUGCUGGAGAGUGGCGCUGCUGUGGAUUACAGGCCUGACACUGGCGAGGAGUUUCCGAGGACUACGCUGUGCGAUGAACCUCUGAGAUUGGCUAUUAGGAACAAACAUUAUGAAGUGGCUCGUCUUCUGCUCGAGCAUGGUGCGGACCCCAACAAGCGGUACUUCUUCGGCUCCGAGAUCAACCUGGUUUCCGACCCUGAGUACUUAGAGCUGCUGCUCACAUUUGGAGCCAAUCCUGACUCAAGGGAUCGAGCUGGUCUAACCCCGCUUAUGAAGGCAGCUAGACAACGAAAGGGUAUGGAUGCAGUUCUGCUGCUGAUCAGCUACGGUGCUGAUGUGAACGCGAUGGCGGAUGCCAGGAACGACUACCGGACUGUGAUGCAUUAUGCUGUACUUAGCGGUAGCACAGAGGUAGUGAACCUGAUGAUAAAGCAAGGCGCCCGCGUCAACUACGAAUGUCCAGAACUGAGCAAGCCCAGUCCCCUAGACCUGGCCAUCUUGAAGGGAGACGUCCCAAUGGUGCAGAUGCUGUUAGCAGCUGGUGCCCAGGUGAAUGCGUCGAGUUCAGUGAUCGGGUCUCCACUGCACGUGGCCUGCUCCGAUAACAUCUCCUGCCGGGAUGAAAUAGUUAAAAUCCUUCUAGAAAGUGGAGCCGACCCUAACCUCAAGGUUUACAACGAUGAAGACGCGACGCAGCUGCGGCCAGCUCUUGCUGAGUACUUGGCCAGCAAUCCGGAGCCCAGCGCGGAGAUUGUAGCCAUGCUGCUCAGAUAUGGAGCCAGGGUCAUCAUGAAAACUCAAUUUCGCGAUCCGGACGGCAUCCUCAACCAUCUCCAGAACGUCACCGCUGAACAAUACCAGCACAUCUUCUAUCUUCUUCUAGAGGCAACAGAAGCUUUCGAUCUGUGCAUGAUAAAAAGAAAUAGCGUCUUAACUCCUACUCAAAAACAGGCCUUAACUCAACGUGCUAUGUUACCAAUUCCCUUAAUUGCACAAUGUAGAGUAUUUCUUCGUAAAUAUUUUAGUACUUCUCUAAUCGAUGUUGUUGAUAAAUUGGAAGUACCUAAAACUUUACACCGUUAUCUUCUGUUCGAAUGCAGUUAAGAAUUUUCUUCAAACAUAACGGAUUCAUCAAUUAUUGGCAGAAUGUACGUAGUUCCUUUGCUUCGGCAAUAAAAAAAGGAAAACAGACUAGUGUUGCUAGUCCCAAAUGAUUUACCCUAUUUAUGGAAAAUCAGUGGACUAAGGAUUGGUAUAAGUAUUUUAUAAUCUGGCAUGUAACUUUUCGUGUAAAUUCGGCUGGAGACAUUAUAUAUACCCCGGCCGAUGUUUAUGUUAUCUUAGAAGGUAUUUGAAAGAUGUAGAAUCAAUUGUACUGAAGUUUAUAUUUAGUAAGUCGAUGAGAAAACCUGGUCUCAAUAUAUUAUAUAUAAAACGAACUAUAUUUAGUAUUUUAGUUUAUAAUUAAGUAUAAUGCAUAUUCUUUAACUAUUAAGCUAGCAUUAUCCCUCUUCUAGCGAGAGAUUUAUUCUCAGUGAUAGGUUUAUUUGUUAAGAUAAUGAUGAAUACAUUAUAUUGUCAUUAACAUGUAGCAUUUUCUGAUGUAAUAAAAUAUAGUAAAAGAAAUAAAAAUAGAGAUUAGACAAACUAUUCCUUAACUAUAUCUCAAAUAGAGAUAUCUUAUGAAUAUUAUGUUUAUUAUUAGUCGACAAUUUCAAAUUGUCUAAAAGAUUAUUAUAAAAAAAAUAUAGAAAAGAUAUUUUUAUUGUUUUACUAAUUUCCAAUCAAUUGAAACUAAAUUUAAUUUUAUCCAAGGCGGAAUUUUAUUUCUAUUAUGUGUAUAACUUAUCUAAGCCUCAAUAUCUAUUUUCCCGUCAAAUGAUUUGCUUCCUCAGUGUUUGAAAUUAAAGGGAAGGAGUCUUGGACUUCAUAUUUGAUAUAAUUUACAAUAUCAUGGAUUCUGUUUCUGAGCAGGUAUCGUUGUCCUAAAUUGUUUAAUUAAUAUAACCCCUGUAGCCUACCGGUAGUAGGUAGUGAGGUUUGGUGUUCGACAUUCGGUCAGACCAAAUAAGAUUUUUUAAUUUGGCUAUUGUUUUCUUCUUUGAAAUACAGUUUGAAACAGGCAGCUUUAAAUUACGUUAAAACUUACUCGUAUUUAAAACAAGAAAUAUAAGCAACUGUGUCAUAAAUUCUGGGUUAUUUUACAUCCUAAUAUUCGGAUAUUUAGUUUGAUACACACGGUAUACUAGCAUCAAGCAAUAGUUCUGAUCGUGUGACGUUUAUGAUUAUAAAAAUAUUAUGUCGCAUCUUGUAUUACUUUGAUAUUGCUUGAAAACUAUGUGAUACGUUGUGAUAUAUUUAUAGUAUUAAGUGUUGUUUGUACGGUGAUUCCUCAUGGAGAUAUAUUAUAAUAACCAUGAGACCGUAUUUUGUAAUCCAAAUAAAUGU
Messenger RNA from Achroia grisella, 2987 nucleotides. Its product is annotated as ankyrin-3-like. The transcript has 10 exons. The coding region runs from base 252 to 1643 and encodes 463 amino acids. Gene Ontology annotation, cellular component: cytoplasm. Lineage: Eukaryota; Metazoa; Arthropoda; Insecta; Lepidoptera; Pyralidae. Gene Ontology annotation, molecular function: protein binding. The record is from RefSeq and is a predicted model, not a curated record.